ACAUUGGAAUAACUUACGGUUGUUAAUGUAAUACAGUAUAGCAUACUAAAUGACAAGUCAUUUAAAUUGUAACAUUUGCUUUCUUUCCAGUCUUUUCUUCUGUUAGAUAGAUUCUUCUUAAAGUCACAUAUUACACAGUAUAAAAUGGUUCCAUUAACUAAGUACUCAUUGUUUGAAAUUCGUUUUUCUAGAAUAUAAAAUAGUUUAAUUAAGAAAAUAUAGAGUUAAGAAUGGAUCCUGCAACAGUCAUAGCUCUUUGUAAAGAAAAUAUUCAACCAUUGCGUUAUGGACGAAAUGCUGUACAAUUAGGAACUGCAUUAAGAGCACAAGAAGAUGCAGAUGCUCAGCAAUUACUUUUACAAGAGAAACAGAUGUAUGAAGACGCGAUAAAAAAUUAUGAAGGAGACGAUCCUUUAGAAAGCUGGUAUGAUUAUAUACUAUGGGUGGAACAGAGUUAUCCAAAAAGUGGACACGAGCCACAUAUUGCUAAGCUUUUACAACAAUGUUUAGCAACAUUUGAAAAAGAGACCAAGUAUCAUCAAGAUCGUAGAUAUAUACGCCUUUGGAUUAAUUAUAUAAAUAUGCAAAAAAAUCCAUUAGAGUUGUAUCAACUUUUACACAACAAUGGAAUUGGGACUAUGGUCGCAGAUAUGUAUAGAGCAUGGGCUUUUGAAUUAGAACAAAGAGAAGAUUACAAACGUGCAGAUGAAGUUUAUUUAAUGGGUUUGUCUGCUUUGGCAGAACCACAAGAUGAAUUGGAUUGUGCUCAUAACAACUUUCAACUCGCAGUUGCUCGUAAAAUGUUAGGACGAACAGACGAUCGUAACGAAGUAUCCUUACUCGAACAACGUCAAGCUUUCAGCUCUUUAAGAGCAAUAAAAGCUGGGAAAAAAGUUAGUAACGUACGUACUGGACAUCGAGUACGCGAACACUUUCCCGGUACCGUUCCACAAAUUUCUGCGACGACGCAUAAUACUAGACCGAAUGUCAAAAUCCAGAUAUACGAGGAUGAUGUACCUAGCGCAAUGAAGGGUUCCAGUAUAUUAGAUCACGUUCCAGUAGAAGAUAUAGUACAUAAAGAGAAUACCAUUAAACCUGGACCAUGGAAUAGUGGGAGCAAGCGAUGUCCGUUAAUUUCAUCUGCUACAAAGUCAGCUUUUAAGGUUCAUGAAGAUCAAGUGGAUGACUUUGACACAGAUAAGUUAAGAUUAUUUUCAAAUCACACAUUCUUUUUCGAUGGUAGCAAAUAUCCAGAGCACUUAACUGUACCUGUGUUUGUACCAGAUCCUCCAAAUCCAAAUAUUAUAUUAAGACCACAUUAUCCCAAAGAAUUAGUUUAUACUAAUAAUGUAGAUCAAAGUAUGGAGGAAAUAAGAGCCCAACUGUACUUACAAAGAGCACAAACUUUAAAAAAGAAGCAUGAUGUACAAGAUAUAAGAGAAAUUGAACAAGUUCAGCAUAAAAGUUUUGAAACUGAACAUCAGAGGCAUGAUAUAUUUUUACAAGAAUUUCAAAGACAGAGAUCUGAACAACAGGAAUUAACAAAUGGGCAAAGAGAAAUAGAACAGCAAAGAAGAGAGGUCGAACCAAUUGACAUCGAUAGACAAAGACUUGAAGCUAAACAACAAGAACUUCGAAGGCAACAGUUUGAAGCCGAAAAUCAAGCUUUAGAGUCUCAGAGACGCGAGGCGGAACAAAGAGAAUUAGAGAGACUAGAAGCUGAAAGAAUCGAGGCUGAAAGGAUCGAAGCGGAAAGGCUCGAAGCACAAAGAAUGGAAGCAGAAUUAAAUUCACAGAGGAAGCUACAAGUCUCAAAUUUUAUGCAUCAACAUCAUACAUCAUCCCUAACUACUGACCCUGAAGAACAUUUGCUUGGACAAAGUAUUACAGCUAAUACGAAAGAGGCAAUAUCAGUGAUACAAAACAUGUGGCGCUCUCCCGAUGCUGUACAUACUACUCCUAAUUUUCGUACUCCUAUGACACCUAGAAUCCCAGAUUCGAAAACUAAAUUAUCGUUUGAUAUACAUAUGGACAGUUCAAUGACUCAACACGCAAUGUCGAGCAGUAAACAUCAUUCGGGAUAUAGUAUUCAACCUUAUAACGAUCAAGAAAAUCAUGAGAAUUAUUCUGCUCACCAAAGUUACUCUAAUCAAGAACACCAGACUUCCUAUGGCAAUCCUGGACUACAUAACACCUACCAAUAUCAAAUACAGCAACAUCAUGAACAACAAAUGCAACCUCAUUCCCGACCGCAUCAUUCACAGCAUCAUGCGCAAUUAAUGCAAACGCAUCAACAGGCUCAUAUGGUUCCGCAGCAUCAUCAUCAUCAUCAUCAUCAUCAACAACAACAACAACAACAACAGCAACAACAACAACAACAACAACAACAACAACAACAACAUCAUGCUAUUUCUCACGCUUCACAUUUGCAUAGCCAGAUUCAUCAUCAGUCGUCACACAACCAGCAUCUUCAUCAUCAACCGCAUCAACACAUGCAGCAUUUGCAACAUCCCGUUUAUGGCAAUAUGAUGCCAAAUGACAUUACUUAUCAACAGUACAGUUCGCAACUGGAAUCUACACUGUUACAACAGAAUGUUGAACCUCAAAAACAGCUUCAUUAUCCUCCAUAUAACGAACCGGAUAUCGAAACCGGCAAACCUUAUAGAAUGCCUCUCGAGUUACCAUACAUAAAAUCGCCAGGAAUGAAUCGCAGAGACAUAAAGUAUCUUGAAAGCGCUGAGAACAAAGAAAAUGCUAUUGUCGUUGACUAUAAUGGACCAAUGGAAGAAAAUAUGUCGUCAAAGCCAGCCGACGAAAACAAUUUGUACACUGAUGAAAGUCUUGGUAUAACUCCGUUAGUCGGGAACGAUGAUACUUGUUUCACGGAAGCAUUUAAUACACAAUUGACUAGUUCUACACCUAUGACUAAUCAUUUUAGACAAUCUUACAAAGUAUCAGAGGGAACUCCACAAUAUCCAAAUCAUUGCACUCCAUCUCAGUCAAAUUCAGAAGCUCCAAAUGGUGAAGCUGAAGACAAACUAAGCGUUAUAUUGGAAUCAACCAGAGAAUAUAUUUCUAGCAGUUCUAGUAGCAGUACCACUCAUACAAGAAACACUGCAUUAGCUUUUACAUUAACGAAAGAAGAUUUGGUUCCUAUAAAAGAACAAUCUAUUAGUAUAGGUGAAGAAGAAGAAGAAGAAGAAGAAGAAGAAGUAGAAGAAGAUGAAGAAGAAGAAGAAGAAGAAGAAGAAGAAGAAGAAGCUAAAAAUGUUACGCUUUCUGCAAAUCAACUUUACGAGCAGAAACUUCAAGCCCAAAUUCAAGCUGUUCAUGCUCAAAGUCCACGUACGGUGCAGCGUAACGUGGAUCACAUUACUUCUGAAAUUAAGAAGAAUUGCGAUCUACGAAAAUCAAUUAAUUUUAAACUUAACGAAAUAGAACAACAAGAAAAAGUUGAUUCUAUGGAUUGUGAAGAGCAUCAUGAACCAAUGGAAGAAGCAGAAGAAGAAAUUUUUGAAUUUCCUUCAGGGGACAUAAAUCCUUUCGAUAAAAAUUUAAUAGCUGGUCUCUUAAAGAAAAUUAAAUUUCCCCAACCGCAUCAUGCAGAGGGAUAUGUGAGAUUAAAUACUAAUUUAAAUAAGUUUGUGCCUUCUAUGAUUACGCUUGGUACUGAUGCAUACGAUUUGGAAAAGUGCCUUGGAAAGGGAAUGUAUGGUACAGUAUUCAAAGCGGUGAAUCUACAAACAGGUCAAACGGUAGCUCUUAAAACGCAAAGACCUGCUUGGGUUUGGGAAUUUUAUAUAACUAGAGAAAUAAAGCAUCGUUUGAUUAAUCCACAUAUGUUACGUGGAUUUAUGGACGUAUCAGUGGCAUAUGUUGCUAAUAAUUGUAGUGUACUAGUUUCAGAGUAUUCAAAGUUCGGAACAUUAUUAGCGGUAACAAACCAAAUAAAGAUUGCUACAGGUAAACCGUUGAUAGAGAAUUUAGCUAUAUUCUUCACGAUUGAAAUGUUGCAAAUUGUGGAAUAUUUACAUAAAUGCCAAAUAAUUCAUGGAGACAUUAAACCAGACAAUUUUCUUUUAAUGCGUUUGCCUACUGAAGAUGUAAGGCCGACAAUACAGUUGAUAGAUUUUGGGUGCAGUAUAGACAUGAGACUUUUACCAGAAAAGACGACAUUUACACAGGUUAUUAAGACCGAAGAUUUUACGUGUAUCGAAAUGCAAACUGGAAAACCAUGGACGUAUCAAACUGAUUUGUAUUGUUUAGCUGCAACAAGCCAUUGUUUGUUGUUUGGUAAUUAUAUGAGAGUUUCGCAUAUGGGCGAUCGUUGGUUCAUCACAUCGAAAAUACCAAGGUAUGCCAGGAGAGCUGCAUGGGAGCAGUACUUUACAGAAUUAUUAAAUAUUGAAUCUUGCGAUAAAAUGCCAGAUUUAUCAAAAUUGCGCAACAUGAUGGAAGAAGCAUUAGCGCAAAUGACGGAUUCGCAACAGAAAUUUAGAAAUUUUGUUAAUAUUUUAAACAAACGAUAACACUUGCUGAAUAUACUGUACGAAAUAUUGUGUCCCCACGUGUGCACAUAUUUAGUAUAGAACCAACAUUUAUUAAAAAAAAUUAAUGUUAUUAUGCUAUUUAUUAUAAAAAAUUAAUAUUAUGGUGAUAUAUAUAUAUAUAUACUACAUGGUUAAUAAUACAUGAAAUGCACUUUACACGGCCUGCUUCGUGGAGGCUUUAAUGAACUGUAAUGCUUGCACAUAAUCAAUUACAUUAGAAAUACUAAAUACUUGAUUCACUGAAAACAAGAAAAAACAACAACAAAAAGAAAAGAAUGAAAUAUGAAAACUAUUAGUAUUAUUACUGACAUUUUGUGCCCCAUAAGUUAUAAAAAUGUCUUUCAAGAUACCUCGUGACACAGUACCUGGAUGUUAGCAUCUGUCACGUAAAUUAUGUAAAGGCAGAUUUGUAUAAUAAAGUUGAGUAAAAAUAAAACUUAGAGAAAACGAAUAUGUAAAAACAAAAAAAAAAAUAAGAAAGAAAAAGAAAAAAAA
This is a messenger RNA of Osmia lignaria (orchard mason bee), 5045 nucleotides long. The record is from RefSeq and is a predicted model, not a curated record. Lineage: Eukaryota; Metazoa; Arthropoda; Insecta; Hymenoptera; Megachilidae.